This is a messenger RNA of Colias croceus (clouded yellow), 2989 nucleotides long. RefSeq names its product exocyst complex component 2 (gene Sec5). The record is from RefSeq and is a predicted model, not a curated record. Lineage: Eukaryota; Metazoa; Arthropoda; Insecta; Lepidoptera; Pieridae. The transcript is spliced from 17 exons. Gene Ontology annotation, cellular component: exocyst. Gene Ontology annotation, biological process: Golgi to plasma membrane transport; exocytosis. Bases 211 to 2829 code for a protein of 872 amino acids.
UGAUAACAAAUCCAUAUAAUUGUGAUUUCGUGUAAAAUGUUGAUUAAAAAUAAUUCAAAUUAAAAUUUAAGUUUACUUAAUUCUUUUAAUAUAUAUUUGCCAAUCUGGUAAAUAAACCAAAAAGCUAAUUUCAGUGUUAAAAAAAUAUUAUCCGUACUUGUGUUUGACUACAUUUUGCAUCUAAUUUUUGUCUGUAAAUUCCUAGUAGUGAUGGGUCCGCCUCCAGUGGUAACUGGUAUAUCACCUAAAGAAGGGCCUCCUGGUACCAGAGUAACUAUAAGAGGCGAAUUUCUAGGAACAAGCGUAACUGACUUAAUAGGUCUGAAAAUAUGUGGAUGUGAUUGCUUGCUAUCUGCUGAAUGGAAAAGUCGAAAUAAGAUAGUAGCAAGAUCUGGGCCUUGCAAAGGAAGAGGAGAUAUUAUUGUCACUACAAGAUCUGGAGGGGAGGGUACUUCUACUGUUCAGUUUAGAGGUUACCAUGAGUCAAUAGGCCCAGUAAAGGAGAGUGCAGUAUGGGUGGAGGAAGCUGCCCCUCCAGCACUACCGUGGGGGAGACGGCCCAUGUCCCCCACGGCGUAUACCCCACCUGACCCAUUGGGGCUCGCUACUGAGGGAGAUGAUUGCAAGUUUCCUGAAGAAGAGCUUAAUGAACUGUUUCCAGAUGGUUCUGGCAAGCUGUCUGAAGAAAACUUUCAACCUGGCUGGUACUUGCUGGAACAUCAUAGCAAUACUUCAUUUGAAGACUUGAAGGCAGGAAUGGUGUUUCUACAGAGAAAAGUGGAAGGUCAAAAGGAAGGCCAGCUUAGUUUUCUGAAAGCGAAUACUGGGGCUGUAAUGGAUCAACUGGAUCGUCUUGUUCUUCUAAAGAACAUGUAUGAAGAGGAUCAAAGAAAGAAUGGCAAAGAACCACUGCCCAGCUUACAGGCAGCCAUUGAAGAAUCAAUAACAUUAGCGGACUCACUUUUCUCCGAAAUAUUAUCCCGAAAAGAGAACGCCGAUAAGACGCGAGAGGCGCUAUCGCUUCUGACGAGGCACAAGUUUUUAUUCCAACUACCAGCAUCAAUUGAUAGGAAUAUUCGAAAAAAGGAAUACGAUUUAGUUGUUAACGACUAUACGCGAGUUAAGAACUUUUUUGGCAAUACGGAUGUAAAGCUUUUUCAAAAAAUCUUAGAUGAAAUCGAUAAAAAGAUUGAAGAUUUGAAAGAAAAUUUGUUUGCCCGCAUGAAAACAAUGCCAUGUAAUGUCCAAGAACAAACAAAAUACAUAAGAUUGUUAAUAAGUUUAAAUUGGGAUGGUGAUGCAGCGUGGAUUGCAAUCACAACACGAAAAGAUUACCUCAUGAGUCUUAUGAACAAAGUGAAAGACCAUUUUAAACAGAAGGAAGAUCAAGAGAUAAGUGAAAAAGGUAAACGCAAAGCCCGCGAAGAGAACGAGGGCAGCUGGAGCCUGUUGCGCGCGAACUGGUGCGCGUGCGCGUGCGGCGCGCUGGCCGGCGAGCUGCACGCGCUGUGGCCGCUCGCGAGGCGCUACUUCGCGGGCGAGCUCGCCGGCUGCCCCGCCGACCCGCAGCGCCAGGCGGACCUUAAGGAGAUGAUAAUAGCCGCGGUGGAGGUGUUCUCUGAGCACAUGCGCUUGUGCCUGCUGGCGGGCGGCGGCGCGGCGCUGCCCGCGGACGCGCUGCGCUCGCGGCUCGGCGCCAACCUGCGCAACUUGCGGGAUGCGUACGAGUCCUUGUUGAAAUUGGAUCUGCCUUCACAGCCGUUAAGUAUUGUGGAGAAAGUCAUAUUCGAUUAUCGUGUCCACGGCAUGACUGUAUUUUUGCAACGAGCGCACAAGCGAGUGAAAGGACUCGCUGAUAAAGAAACUUGGAAGAUUGAAGAGUUUUCUGAUUAUGGUGCUAUCACUAAUCUUCCGAAUCUUCUAGAAACGUACAUGAACGACGCCCUCUCAUCGAUCCACAAGUGCGUGUCAGUGGGCGGGCGGCGCGAGAGCGCGCUGCUGGCGGAGGGCGGGGAGCCGCUCGCCGCGCUGCACAAGCACACGCAGCAGAUACUGCUCGCGUACGUCGCGGUGCUGCACAACCUGGCGCUGCAGCAUGAUGAUGAGGAUUUCAACAACACAAGUUUAUCAGUCGCGCUCGACCAGCGGUUGGACGAAAGCGGUGAAGGUGGCACUCGCUCGUGGCAACAGCGACUGCUCAUUGCGUCCGCUAAUGCACAAUACACUAGGAGAGUUAUAUUGACCAAUAUCGCGACUUCGUUUGAAAACUAUGAAUUCCCAAAACCGGCGCUAGCGUUACAAACAACGAAGGACGCGCUAAGCGAUCUCGAAUCAAAUAUAGCGGAAACGUACAUAGAACAAAAGGGAGAUCCUCUAGUGGGGACCAUUGAGCCCAGCAUGUAUAUGGGCAGGCAUAAGAUAGACCCAGAUGCUAUGGUAGAUGACGCCAGGCCUUAUGUGUACGAGAUUAUUAAUAACCUCAUCGCUGUGCAUGCUGAGGUGGACAGCAUCUGCGGCGCGGCUGCGUCCCGCUACGUGCGCGACAUAUGCGAGACGGUGUGCGAGGAGGUAGCUCGGCUGGCGGCCUGCGCGCCGCCGCACAGCCGCGCCACCGCCUUCCGAGCGCGGCUCGAGUGCGCGCUGCUGCGGUUGGCGUGCGCGGACCAUCUUACGAGGAAGGCUGAGAGUCAUCUUAUAGAAUCGCUUGCCGGUUUACCUCCACUGGAUAAUGAAGAAGAUAAAAAACGCAUGGACAGCUUGAUUCAAGGAUUUAAGAAAAGAAUGGAACUUCAAUUGGCCUGUCUGAAUUGCAAUAUGGAGACUGUGUAAUUAACGUUACUUAAAAUAUAUUAUUUAUAUCGCAUAAUAUUUUAAUAUAGUAAUUAAUUCAGUAUUGUAUAACCACUAGUACACUGAAGUAAAAGACUCUUUAUUCUGCAAUUAAUUUAUUAUAAAGUUAUAAUUUUUUAAAUAAAUAGUUUCUAAAAAG